GCGAAGUAUAAAUACCACCGAGCGGCAGCCGGCGGAGCAGAAUCGGUUUCUUCUCUUGCCUUGGCUCGGUUGCAGCGGCGGGGACGAUCGGCGAAGGGCGAGGUCCCGGCUGAAGCCCAGCCAUGUGGGUUGGGCUGGGGCUUGCCCUGGCUCUCUGUCUCCUCCCAGGAGGAGGGACAGAGAGCCAGGGCUCAAGCUCCCGUUGUAAAGAGCCGCCGGACUGGCAAAUCGGAGAGCAGAACCCAAUGCUGGACGCCAGAGGUUCUGUGACGGUGGUGGCCCUUCUCCAAGCAAGCUGAUACUUGUGCCUGUUGCAGGCUUCUCGACUGGAAGAUCUGCGACUGAAGCUGGAGAGUGAUGGGUUUACCAAUAUCUCCUUUAUUGUGGUCAAUCAUCAAGGAUACCAUUCCCGGCUGAAGUAUCAUCUUCUAAGAGAGAAAGUUUCAGAGCACAUUCCCGUAUACCAACAGGAUAUGCAACAGCCUGACGUCUGGAAAACUCUGAAUGGAAAUAAAGAUGAUUUUCUGAUCUACGACAGGUGUGGCCGUCUUGUGUAUCACCUUGGCUUGCCUUACUCUUUUCUGAGUUUUCCAUAUGUGGAAGAAGCCAUUCACAUUACAUACUGUGAAUCCAAGUGUGGAAACUGCACCCAGCUGACAGCAGAGGAUGAAGAAUUAUGCAAAAACAUAUCAAAGAAAACAGAUGAAGAGGCAGCUGAAGCUGUACCUCCUCCGUCACCACAGCACCAUCAUAGACAUCAUGGCCAUAGACCUCAUGGCCAUAGACGUCAUAACAACAGAGACCAAAACAAAGAUAGUCAGGCAGGGAGCCAGGUUGUAGCCAGCGGUCCCUCCCAGGGGAAGAGGCUUUGACGAAAAGGAAAUGCCAUCUGCAACCGACAGCUGAACUGAAACUGGCAGCAGCUGACAGGGUCUGCAUCAGGCAGCUGAUGCUGACACUGUCGGCAUUUGCUGUUCGAAGAUCUGCGCAGCGUUGCCUCCUGACACUGUCGUGGAGAGCUCCCAUCUUCCUGCCGGUGACACGGGCAGCUGUUGGCAGAGAAUGUCAUUGAGUCUUGUCAGUGACGCCUGCCGACGGCUGCUUGACGGUCACAAGCAGCAGAUGAGCUUGAAACCACCGAUGUCUGACAGUGAGCAGGGAGGGCGGAAAACUGAGCCUGAAAAACAAUCUAAACAUCUAAAAUUUAGACUGCACUUCAUGACCAUGCAGAUACCGGUGCCAUCAGAUUUACCAUACUGAUUGGAAAGACUUUCCAGAAACAGCAAAUGGGAGUUAAAACUACAAUGGAGGAGUAGGAUGACUGUAAUUUUUGUGUUGGGUACUACAGUAUUAUGUAAAUGUUUGAGAGGAAAGCAACCUGCAGAGUUCCAUCUGUAAACCAGCUGAGUUAAACUACUUGAGUUUCAGCUCUGUUCAACUGCAGUUGCUUAACAUAUGGGAGUUAUCUGGGUUUGGUGACUUGACUUUAACAAGGAAGAACUCCCUCAUUAUAGUAUGGUAUUGUUUUUCAGUGCUAGUUGAAAGUGUUUGCAGUGGUUUGUUAGCUUGUCUUUUUGGUUUCCUUUUCUACCAUUCUGUUUGAAUUUAUGAAGACAGAAGCAAAAACUAUAACCUAGGGGCUUCUGUUGGAUUUAUAGCAACCAUGAACAGAGGAGGAUAAGAAAAGACAUGUUAACUAGCUUUUUAAAAAGAUUUUUUAAGACCAAGAAAAAACGUGUAACGUAUGAGCUUUUCUCACAUAAAAAUCAAGUCACGUAAUGAUUAAAUUGCAUUAUAGAACGUGGUGCACAUUUAAAAACUUGCAUAUGAGCAAUAUUCUAAAUAAUACUUUUUCCGCUAUAAAGGGAUUUGCUAGAAUGCCCAGUUUUGAAGUAACAGAUUUGAGAGACACACAUUUAACUAAAUCUCCCACAGCAAUUCGUUUUUAAAUUUUUUUAUGUUUUUGACAUUGCAUUCUCAGGCAAUCCCAUUAAAGCUAAAGAUUACAGUAAUUUUAAUUGGGGUUGAAAGUAAAAAUGGAGCAGGGUGGAGUGGAUAUGUGCAAAUUCCAUUAAAAGAUUGAGACCCAAAACAUAUCUGCUGAUCAGUCUUAAUCUAGCUGUCCGCAGUUCCUGUUGAUUUGUGAUCUCCUUCUAGGGCUGGCUUGUAUUUCCUUUUAUAAAGAUUAAUAAAUUUGAUAUGUCUUUUUUUAUAGCUAGGUAGUUCCAUAUCAUGGCUACAUUUUAUCUAUCUGAAAUUAAUUUCAUUCUAGUAUGAUGUAUUUCGAGGAUUCAGAGAGAAAAGAAAAUGUUUUAACAAAGAGGAACUGUUUAGAUUGUGUUUGCCAUUUUUUAUGAUGGUUUAAUAGGAAAACUUAUGCUCCUACAAAACCUGAAUUCUUUUAUGGUGAACGCUUAUAAGCACGAAAGUAGUUCAGAAUAUAACUGGAAAGCUUGUGAAUGGAGAACCAAAAAAGAGAGUUUUUAAUAAAUGAAAAAAGUUUUGUCAACCCA
Pogona vitticeps (central bearded dragon) is the source of this 2513-nucleotide messenger RNA. It is a transcript of the gene SELENOP, whose product is annotated as selenoprotein P. Gene Ontology annotation, molecular function: selenium binding. Lineage: Eukaryota; Metazoa; Chordata; Lepidosauria; Squamata; Agamidae. Gene Ontology annotation, biological process: selenium compound metabolic process. Gene Ontology annotation, cellular component: extracellular region. The record is from RefSeq and is a predicted model, not a curated record.